UGCUUUAAACCCCCCCUUGGUUAGAAAUUAACUAGAACUUGCUCAUCUUUUACUGCUAUUAGGUGUGAGUGUGAACUAAUGGAAAGGAGUGAAGAGUUGGUGUUCAGUGUGGAACCCCAGAACCCAGUUCCGGCACCAUUUCUAACAAAGACAUACCAGCUUGUUGAUGACCCUCUCACUGACCACAUUGUGUCUUGGGGUGAAAAUGAAACCUCCUUCGUGGUGUGGAGAAUCACUGACUUCGCCAAGAAUCUUCUCCCUAACUAUUUCAAGCACAACAAUUUCUCCAGCUUUGUCAGGCAGCUUAAUACCUAUGGAUUUAAGAAAGUAGUGGCAGACAGAUGGGAGUUUGCAAAUGAGAAUUUCAGGAAAGGAGCUAAGCACUUGCUGUCAGAGAUCCAUCGAAGAAAAACCCAUCGAAACCACCACGACCAGCAACAACCUCAACAGUUGUUUCUGAAACCAGAAGACAGCCAUGGUUGGAUGGAGUCUCCAUCGCCAUCUCCGAGAGGCAGCAGUACCGACAUUCUAACAGCACUUACCCAAGAUAAUCAGAGACUACGAAGAAAGAACUACAUGCUAGUAUCUGAACUCACUCACAUGAAGACCCUUUACAAUGACAUUAUUUAUUUCAUCCAAAAUCAUGUGAAACCAGUGCCUUAUCAACAAAAGGCCAAUACAGUAGGAUCCAACAUCAUACAAUUGGGUCCUUCAAUCCAUGUUUCUGGCACUGAAACUGCUGAAACCAGCGUUUUGGGCAACUCAUCAUCACUGACUGUGCCAAAUAACAGUAAUGUGAAGCUUUUCGGAGUCCCUCUCAUUGACAACGAACGGUUUGCGCCCCGAAAACAUUAAUAUUCGGCGAGAAUUGAAAUGCUGGCUGUGCCUCCACUGAUUAGCUUUUUUGGUUGAUUUAGACAUAUUUGAUAAUCAUCAUUAAUCUUCCUUAGCUUAGCUUACCUAGAAUUUGAUAGUUGAUCUAAUUUGCAGUACAAGGCUUGAAAGAAAUGGUGAACUUCACCCAAGUUAAUUCACUUUCCAUACUUUCUCACUGAUAUUUUCGAAAAACAGUUUCAUUUUCUAUUUUUUUAAAAAUUAAUAAAAAAAACACUUUUCUAUAAUAGAAAUCUCAGAAAUAAAAUAAAUUAUGGAUUUUUUUCCUCAACAUUUAUAUUCUAUGUCUGAUUAAAGGAAUGCUAAUGCCCGAUUGAUCUGGAAGUCUAGAACAUUUAAUGUAUCUUCCAUUACUUAGAGAUUUUGAGUUGGCUGGGACUUAUAGUUGGGGUUCUGCGUGUAUAAAGAACUCUGUCGUGCUACAUUUCCAAAGAGCCCUGAUGUUUAGUGUUACUCCAAUCGAUUGCCAUUUCUUUCACCACGAACGGCUAUACCCUCUUGCUAGCAGCAGAUGGAACAACCGUAAGGAUCAUACUGGUAUUCCAUCUGACCUUGCAAGCAUUAGACUACAACUAGAUCGAUUAGAAUAUGAUAAGUUGUGGAGUGGCAACAAACUGAUGGAGUAAUGUGACAAUUUGGGAUGCAACAAUCAAUUCCCAAAAUGCCAAUCAACGUUGAUAAGCUUCACAAGAUUGAUAUGGGCGGGCACCAUGAUGAAGUUUGGCCUACUAG
Molecule: messenger RNA, 1626 nt
Organism: Gossypium raimondii (Peruvian cotton)
Lineage: Eukaryota; Viridiplantae; Streptophyta; Magnoliopsida; Malvales; Malvaceae
Product: heat stress transcription factor B-4b
Exons: 4
Coding region: 79-855 (258 amino acids)
Biological process (GO): regulation of transcription by RNA polymerase II
Cellular component (GO): nucleus
Molecular function (GO): DNA-binding transcription factor activity; RNA polymerase II cis-regulatory region sequence-specific DNA binding
Source: RefSeq, a predicted model, not a curated record